Monascus purpureus is the source of this 324-nucleotide messenger RNA. Lineage: Eukaryota; Fungi; Ascomycota; Eurotiomycetes; Eurotiales; Aspergillaceae. The record is from the annotation of a GenBank genome assembly.
AUGAACUACUGGCCCUCCAUCAUCGGCAUUGUUCUGACGGGAUUUGGAUUCUUCUGCGUUUUCCAGUCAGCAUUGAGCUACCUAGUCGACACCUUUACCCGAUACAGCGCCAGUGCUAUUGCAGCAAAUACCUUUGUUCGUUCCAUGGCUGCUGGAGUCUUUCCGCUCUUUGUAUCUCCUAUGUAUAACAGAUUGGGGGUUGAUUGGGGAACCACGGUGUUUGCAUGCAUAAGCGCGCUCCUGAUCCUGGUGCCGUUUUUCUUCUUUAAAUGGGGAAGAAUGAUCCGUCAGAAGGUGGAAUGGAGGGAGCCGAGUGCCAUAUAG